Suillus discolor is the source of this 459-nucleotide messenger RNA. RefSeq lists its product as uncharacterized. The coding region runs from base 1 to 459 and encodes 152 amino acids. The record is from RefSeq and is a predicted model, not a curated record. The transcript has a single exon. Lineage: Eukaryota; Fungi; Basidiomycota; Agaricomycetes; Boletales; Suillaceae.
AUGCACGUCUGCAUGGAAACAUCGCCUCCCUCCAAGCCUGAGCUCUUGGAGGAGCAGGGCUUGCGCUUGGUACUUUCCUCUCAUGUUCAUUUACUAAUGCUGGUUGAUUUAGUCGUGACUAAGAACAAGGGAUGUGCGCCGGCUGCGCCAAAGUGCAAGGCACCUCCCUCCACGCAAACGACUGCACCGGAUGCUGGAGAAUCUGAGGUGGAGGUCGUGGGUGAGACUACGGUUGAUGAACCCAUCACCACUACUUCAAAGGAAAUUGUCAUGCAGCGACCAAAGCGUCCACUCGCCUCUGGUGCUGUACCUGCACCAAAGUGUCCUCGCCUGGAUGCUGAUACUGAGUUGGAGGAGGCAUGUGCUGAGUCCACUCGACUUCGUGCUGAGAAUGCUGAGCUUUGUGCUCAGAAUGACAAGUAUCAGGUCGCGCUGACCGAUAGGCGUCAGCACUCCUGA